Messenger RNA from Paramecium octaurelia, 1560 nucleotides. The record is from the annotation of a GenBank genome assembly. NCBI's taxonomy places the organism in Eukaryota, Ciliophora, Oligohymenophorea, Peniculida, Parameciidae.
AUGAGUAGUAAGAAAAAGAAUAUUUCCAAAAUUGAUGAUGGUUACGAUGAAGUGGGAUAUUUCUGCGGAUGGAUUAAAAAAAAGAAUUCUAAAAAUGUGAAUAUUGAAUAGAGCAGGCUGUCGGUAAAUAAACAGACAAGAAACUCAUUAUAUAAAUCUGUACUAGACACCAGCAACCAUAAUUGCUCAUCACAAUUGAACUAAUUAAAUUCAACUAACACUGAAACACAAAGAUAAAUUAGUGAUGCCUCCCCAUUUGUAAGCAAUUUUGUGGUCCCUAGCUUUGAGAAUAAUUAUCCUUAAAAUUAGCUAUUCUAACUUAAGAAUAAUUAAAAUGGAGACACCAUUUUUGCUAAAAUCACAUCAACCAAAAUCGAAGUGUCCAAGUCAAUGCUCAUCAACGAAGACAUCUACAAUAGUUAAAGAAUUUCAGACCAGAUUUCUAAAUACAUUGCCACUCGAAUUAAAGACUAGAUUAAUUCAUUAGCAGAACUAGGAUGUGGAGAUGGAGGAAACACUGUUCAAGUAUGAUAUGAAAUAAAUAAAAGUUUGCGAAUUAUUUAGACUUUGUUAUUGCGAUUGAUAAAUCCACUGAAGCAUGUUUGAAAACUAGAAAAAACUGUGAUAAAGGUAAUUAAAAUCAAGAUUUCCCUAAUCCAAAAGUAGAAAUCAUAAAUUCAGAUAUCUUUAAAUUAAAACGGCGUCUACCCUUUGAUAGUAUUUUCAUUAAUCCUACAAUCAAUUCAGAAUCUGCCUUUAUUUGUAGAGAUUUAUUAAAAGAUUGUCAACCUAAUUUGUAACAACUCUUAAUGACUAUUUCAGAUCAGAUUGAAAACUUAAUUAUCCAAUUUCCUGCUCAAAUUGAUUAUUCGCAAUUACCUCUCUUAUUAAAUAUCAAUCAAUAAUAUUAAAAUAACACUUAAUAUAAAUAUUAGUCACUUGUAACAUAACAAAAAUAAUAAUCAUUUAUUGCUCAUUGUUCAUUAGAAAUUGAAAAAAUUUAUGUUAAUGGAGUACACGUCCAAAAUAUUAUUUAUUAUGGCAAAAUUGCCAAUAUUUCAAGAGAGGAAUUAAGAUCAAUCUUAACUAUCCAAUUAUAAAAUUAAGAAGUUAAACCAGAAGCAAUUUAGAAUGUUAUUACUAAAUUGAAAGAUAAAAUAGGUAUUUAUUCACUUUUAAUUGAUUUAGGAAGCUUAGAAGUUGUUUAUGAAUUACUUCAAGCUUAGAGUUUCAAGUACAAUAUCGAUAAAUUUUUAGAAGUAGUCUGUGAUAAGUAUAAAUUAGACUACUGUGAUUAUGGGUUUAUUCUUUAUCAAAAGUUAUCGAAGUAAUAUUUGAGAAUAAUCAAUAAUUAGGGAAUUUUCAUAGAAUACAUUUAAUUAUCAAUAUAAAUUAAGAGAUUCGAAUAAUGAAUUACAAUAAUCUGAAUGUGCAUAUAGUCCCAAGUUCUCUUAUAAUUUGAAUGGAUUACAAAUAGAUGACUCUGAUUCUGUAGAAGAAAAUGAAGAAAUUGAAGCACUGGGAUUAAGUUAGGAUAAAAAGUAAAAUAAAUUGAAAUGA